AGUCCAAAAAUAAACGUCAAAAUAUUCAAAAAAGUGGAAAAAGUUUUGUAUUUUAACGUCCAAUACGCGUGCAUAAUUUCCGUUGUACUCUAAAAAUCAGAUAACGUUUCGAUUAAUCGAUUAACAUAGUUGCUAAUACAUCACACACUCUACCAUAAUUGUAAAGGUUUUCCGGAAUAUGGAGGUUUACGAGUUUGAAAAGAGUCUACUCACUCGACUACAAGAAGCACACGACAUUCUUAGCGCCCGCGGAAUUCCGAUAGUGGCAUCCGCUGUUCGAAACGAAUGGGCUAACUACAUUGAAAUAGCAAUAGAACCAACGGGAUGGCAAUCACUCUGGCGAAUUCCGCGGGUAGUUUGUGAGGAACUUUCAGUUAAAUAUCCAACCGUCGUGAUGGGGACCGUAGAACAGGUGCUGUUUGAUGAAUUAAAAGCUAUAUUCCUAAUUGAAGCGGUUCAGGAUGACGUGCAUUUGCCGGACAAACAGAUAGUGUCUUUAGAGGAACUUUGGCCGCUGAAGGAGCAGGAAAACAAUGCUCUAAAUGUUGAUCGAACGGCAAAUUGUUUAGAUCAGUUGAGGUUUUUCUAUCAACACAUUUGGAUGCCGUGGGAUAACGACGAUGAUGACGAACGGAAUGACUGGGCUGAAAAACAUUUGGAAGGAAGGAUCAAAUUUUACUAUGACUUGAAGAAUAAGAGCAUGUCGAAGCGAUUAUCAUCGCAUAUUAUGGCUUUGCUGGCCGAGGCUAACUAUAUUCAAAAAAAGAGAGAGAUGCUAGAUGCGGAAGAAGAGGAAAACAAAAAUCAGUCUGACGAUGAGGAUUUGCUUCGACAAAAUAAAGCCAGUGAUUUGAUGGAGAUUUAUCUGAGAUUGAACUAUAUUAAGAACGAAGUUGAAAUCUUGGAGAACCCAGCGAUGAGAGAAAUUUAUGAAAAGGUUCGAUUUUCGGAUGAAAUCAGCUAUUUUGAAAGAUCAAAUGUUCAUAAUGAAGCUUCUGCGGAUGUUUUCGUUGUAACUCACAUCGGAACAGUGGAUCAACAAAUCGAAUACUUGACCAAAGCGAAGUUGACUAUUGAUGAGAAUAAAGUCGUCCGGAUUUGUGAUUCCCUCCAGGGGGCUUUAGAAAGGUGCAAACCUUCUGAUAAACUUUAUUUGCCACCUGGUAGGCAUUUAAUCAAGUUUCUAGAAUACCUCAACAAUGGGGGAGCGAUAAGGGCAAUCAGUCCUGUUCGUUUCGUGGAAAUCUUUGAAAGUAAAAAGAUGGAGUCGGUUGAAGAGAAAGCUAUUAUGAGUUCCAAAGAUGAUAAUAGUGUGCUGAUUACAGUCGACGGAGAUUACUGCUUUGAAAAUGUAAUGCUGGACUGUAUCAAUGUUCGUACCGGUGUGCUAGUGAAACGGGGAAAUGUCACGUUUAAAAACUGUUACUUUAUGGGAGAUGCAAAUUCAACGACAAAGCAGGGCAUUGUUGUUUUCGGCAAUUCUAGUAUUCGUUUCGAUGAUUGUGUCAUAAAGGAUUUUUCAGUCGGCAUUUAUUCGAAUCAUAAUUGUAGGAUUCUACUUUCUAACAGUAUCAUUCACAAUUGUAUCAACGGCAUCGAGGUUCUGCAUGGUUGUACUGUUAGUUUUCUUUCGUCCAAAAUUAACCAAUGCAAAGACUACGGAGUUUCGCUGGAAGUUGAUGAUCUACAAACCUUCAGCACAGGUGAAACUUGUUGCACUUACAGCGACUACAACCAAAUUGAGCGCCCGGAGUUUAAGUUUGAAGGAUCGUGCCUUUUUAGUGGCAAUGGAAGAUCAAAUUUCGUGAUUUUCAAAAGCAAUAAUGGUGAAUUUAACAAUUCGUGCUUUGUCGAGGAGCAGCGUCAGGAAAAAUGUCGAGAUUCGUUGAACCCCGCUAUGGUGGCUAAUGUAAGUAGCACUCUUUUCUAUACAGCACUUGAAGCCGACAGUUCAGAUCACUCUUGGAAACACUUGUCAAGAUCCAUCGGAUCAGACGACCGUGACGGUACGGACGAACUGAACAACGGACAUUUAACCGAAAGCAUGGACGAAGAAAUAUGUCAGUCCAGAUGUGAUCCCGAUGAAAAAUCUAAUUUAUUAGAAGGUUUAGUUUUAAGCGAGUGUGAAGAGUCGUCGGAUUCUGUGGAGGAAUCGCUCGAAAUAAUAGAGAUUAACGAUACUGUAAUAGAUGUUGAUUAGUCUAGUUGAAUAAAAUGGAAUGUUUGAUUUGUGCUCGUGACAUGGGUGUUCUAAUAUUUCAGAG
Messenger RNA from Topomyia yanbarensis, 2264 nucleotides. It is a transcript of the gene nesd, whose product is annotated as protein nessun dorma. The coding region runs from base 179 to 2200 and encodes 673 amino acids. Gene Ontology annotation, biological process: spermatogenesis; male meiosis cytokinesis. The transcript is spliced from 3 exons. The record is from RefSeq and is a predicted model, not a curated record. NCBI's taxonomy places the organism in Eukaryota, Metazoa, Arthropoda, Insecta, Diptera, Culicidae.